UAGAGUAGAGGGUGGAGAGGAGGAAGUGGAGGGGGAGGAUGAUGCUUUUCCUGGCCAGCUGACCUAUCAGUGAGCUCGGUUCUGGAGGCCUGUAGGUGAUGCACAUGCAGAGGAGGGAGAGGAGACACUUGCUGAGUCUGAUUAAGUCAUCUCUGCUGCGGGGGACCACUUGCCUCGUGACAUUUGGCGCCACUAAUUGCCUCUCUGAUUAAUUACACUGCCUGUGAUGGUGCAAACUGGAGUGGCGAGGUUCCCCGCCGUGCUGUGAACUCCUGCUGCCACCAUCUUUUUUUAUCUCCUGAGCCAAGGUUCACCAUGACACUGGAUAGAGGCGCCUGUUGGACACGAUGACGGCCGACAAGGAGAAGAGAAGGGUGAUCAGCCGUGAGGCGGCCAGAAAGAGACGUCAAGUGGAGUCGGAGGUGUUUAGAGAUUUAUCUCGGCUGCUGCCUCUCCAACCCUCGGUCCGAUCCAACCUGGACAAGCCCUCUGUCAUCCGCCUCACCCUCAGCUACAUACGCAUGCACGCACUGCUCAAAGUGAACUUUGCGACAGAGGCAGAGACCAGUCAGAGUGUAAAAUAUGGAGACGUGUUGGAAGGUGGAGAGGAAGUGUGUGACGGAGGACAAGAUGGUGGGGAGAAAGAGACGGAGGAAGCCACGGAGGAAGCCUCGGGGGAGACACAACUGCAUCUGAGCACCCUGGAGGGGUUUCUGAUGGUUUUAUCCUCUGAGGGGGACAUGGUCUACCUGUCAGACAAUGUCAGCAAAUACAUGGGCUUGACACAGACUGAGUUGAUGGGACACAAUAUUUUCGACUUUACUCACCCCUCUGACCACGAAGAAAUCAGAUUUAAUCUACAGCGGAUGUCAGAGGGAGUUUGGUGCGGUGCCACGAGGACCUUUGUCCUGAGGAUAAAAAGCACUCUGACCCAAAGAGGAAGAAGCACCAACCUCAAAUCAGCGACGUGGAAGGUUCUGCACUGUCAGGGUCGAGUGAGGGUGUGUUCAGCUCCCUCCGCGGGGUCCUGCCUGCUGCUCACCUGCCAACCUCUGCCCCUGUCACACACACUCCUCAGCUCACACACCUUCACCAGCCAGCACAGCAUGGACAUGAGGUUCACGCACUGUGACCAGAGAGUGACUUUGCUUUUAGGCUACAGUCCUGUCGAGCUGCUCGGCCGUUCCAUUUACGAUCUCUGUCACACACUGGACACAGACUGUCUGACCAAGAAUCAUCUGAACUUGUGUUUUAAGAGUCAGUCGGUGAGCGGUCAGUACAGGAUGCUGGUGAGAGGUGGAGGUUACGUCUGGGUGGAGAGUCACUGCGCCGUCAUCCCCAGUGUCCGAGCCUCCAAGUCCAGGUUCCGCUCGUACCAGCCUCUCUGCAUCCUCUGUGUUACCUACAUCCUCAGUGGAGUGGAGGAGCCGUCCCUGCUGCUCUCUUUGGACCAGACUAUCAACAGAUAUCUCAGCUGAAAGUGUAUUAACAGUCGUCCUGUAGAAAAACAACAAUCGGCCCGUAUACUUCCUUCUGUCAAAUGAUUUCCAUCCAGCUAACUUUGAUCAAAUAUAAGACUUUCUCACUCAAAAUAAAGUGCUGUCAUCUGA
Molecule: messenger RNA, 1610 nt
Organism: Hippoglossus stenolepis (Pacific halibut)
Lineage: Eukaryota; Metazoa; Chordata; Actinopteri; Pleuronectiformes; Pleuronectidae
Gene: epas1a
Product: endothelial PAS domain protein 1a
Exons: 9
Coding region: 348-1478 (376 amino acids)
Biological process (GO): regulation of transcription by RNA polymerase II; cellular response to hypoxia
Molecular function (GO): protein dimerization activity; DNA-binding transcription factor activity, RNA polymerase II-specific; RNA polymerase II transcription regulatory region sequence-specific DNA binding
Source: RefSeq, a predicted model, not a curated record